This is a messenger RNA of Mesorhabditis spiculigera, 1599 nucleotides long. The record is from the annotation of a GenBank genome assembly. NCBI's taxonomy places the organism in Eukaryota, Metazoa, Nematoda, Chromadorea, Rhabditida, Rhabditidae.
AUGUAUAAUGGCUACGAAUAUGCAGACGACGAGCUCGAGCGGGUCAUAGAGCAACAGAUGGCGGCCGCAAAAGCUGCCCACCAGGCCCAAACAUGGGGAAUGCGAGCACAGAUCAACAAUGCGACCCCGGCCGAAGGGACCGUCGAGAUCCCUGGGCGACGAAGCGUCGCAGAGUUGGCCAACAAUCUCGCCGGACGACUUGAAGUUAAAGCCCCAAAUGGCCUAACAUCCGGUCGUCCAAAAACCCCGGUCAGCGCCCCGGCCCCGUUUCAGCUGGGACGAGUGGUGGAUGAGCCGAGGGUGCUAGACGGACCGGUGGAUCCGAAGAAGUAUUUCCAAGGAGUGCCUCCGCCCAGUUCGGUACAGGUCACAUCACCCCCUGUGCAGCGGAAGACUCCAAAUAUUGCUCAAUCUUUCCUCAAUGCACAAGCCAGCGCUCGCCCAUCUCAUUCAUUAUCGUCGAAUUUUCGUAACGGCGUGCACGCCGGAUUGUCGAAUAACGCCUUCUCCGAUCCGUCUAACUCCCCGGGUUUCUACCGGCGACAAUGGGGUCCAGGCGGAAAGCCGAACGGCUCUGGGACCCCGAAUCCGGCGAUAAACAGCCAGGCCGUUGUCACAAAGUCUUCCGUCACCUACUCACGCCCACCACUGACUCAACAAAAGCAAACUGAGGCUGCCGAAGACCCGGAAAAGAAUCACGAUCUGGGUGGCACACUCUCGCCGGCGGAUACGGCAACGAUCAGCAGCUACGGAAGUGUACUAUCUACGGAAGAAGAUCGCUUCAUGUCGCCAGUCGGCAAUUCCGGUGCCGAUGAUCAACCGACCAAUGGUAUUGAUGCGGAAAAAGGGAAAGAAGGAGGCUAUCGGCAGCGAGCAUCCCGCCGCGCCAAUCCCGGUGAGCUUGAAUUUGAUAAUUUUGUUGAGUUUAAGACGGAGGAGACCGAAAACACUAAUACUGACGGCAGCGAAAUGAGCGCCGAGGAGCAACGCCAGUUACGCCAACCACCACCCACCGCCCCCAAGCCGGUCACCCCGCUACAUUUUGCCGCUCCAAACCUAGCAAAAGAGGAAACGAGCAUGGAAUUGACGGAGACUAACGCGUCAUCAGUCCACGAGCCCAUCCUUGCUCGAACGCAUGCUCCGGAUGUUCAUCUAGCGCGCACGACCCCUGUCGUUUUCGAUCGACCACCCGAGGAGGACGACGAGCCGACCGAUCCACCAGCCCCUGGGCGCACAAUGGACCUGGAAUCAUCAACUACGGCCCGACAGUUCGCCUACACGACCAGUCGCCCCGAUCACUACGCGACGAUCCGCCGGGGUACGGCCUCACUCAUUUCCCCGGCGGCUGCCCGUAUCGGCCCUUCCCGUAGCACACAAGACAGUGGAUAUGGGGAGGUUCAGACAACACCCGAUGGCCACGGAGCACCGUCUUUUGAUGCCCUUUCCGUUAACACCUACUCGCAAGCGCCCAGCGAAGAAUUCAAUGCGGCUGCAUCCCCGCGAUUGGAGGGCCGCGCGGUGGAAUGCAAAUUUUGGACUGGAGAACCGCGUGGCCGGGGCCAGCGCGCAAACGUGGAAUGCCCGUCUCCGCGUCCGGAU